CCUGAGAGUCCGAGACACACAUCUUUGUGCUUUGUUUCUUUCGUUCUUUCUUCCAUUUUUUUUUUUGGGUGAUUUCAAUUUACAGAGAAACAGCUUCAAACUCUUCUGAGUCUUCUCAACAAAGAAUAUAAAUACACCCAAAUGCCAUUUAACCCCAACUAAAAAUAAGCACAAUUAGAACAACCCCAUCAAAAAUUCAUCCCAAAAUUCUUACUUUUCUCUCUCCUAAUCCUUAGAUCUCACUGAUUUUUCUUUGAUCCCUUUAAUUUCAACUCUGAUCGCUGGUUUCUGCUUACCAGAUUCGAUUUGACUCUUUAAAUUUUGUUGGGUUUGUAUUUUUUUCUGUAAUCGAAUCGAGGAACACUGGACCCAAUCAUGAAUCCCUUUUCAUCAGGAACCCGUUUGAGGGACAUGAUUCGUGCUAUACGCGCUUGUAAAACGGCAGCAGAAGAACGUGGAGUUGUCAGAAAAGAAUGUGCAGCUAUCCGUGCUGCCAUUAGUGAAAAUGAUGCAGACUACCGGCAUCGAAACAUGGCCAAGCUCAUGUUUAUUCACAUGCUUGGUUACCCUACACAUUUUGGGCAAAUGGAAUGCCUGAAGUUAAUUGCUGCUCCUGGAUUUCCAGAAAAAAGAAUAGGAUACCUGGGACUCAUGUUACUUCUUGAUGAAAGACAAGAAGUUCUUAUGCUGGUUACAAAUUCUUUAAAACAAGAUCUCAACCACACAAACCAGUACAUCGUGGGGCUUGCUCUUUGUGCUCUUGGGAAUAUAUGCUCCGCUGAAAUGGCACGUGACCUUGCUCCAGAAGUAGAGAGAUUGCUUCAAUUUCGGGAUCCAAAUGUUCGCAAGAAAGCAGCACUCUGCUCAAUCCGGAUUAUAAAGAAAGUCCCUGAUCUGGCGGAGAAUUUCAUAAAUCCUGCUGCUUCUUUGCUGAAAGAAAAGCACCACGGAGUCCUGAUAACCGGAGUGCAACUCUGUACGGAUUUAUGUAAUACCAGCGAAGAUGCACUUGAGUACUUCAGAAAGAAAUGCACUGAUGCUGUGGUGAAAGUUCUAAAGGACCUUGUCAACAGUCCAUAUGCUCCAGAGUAUGAUAUUGCUGGAAUUACUGAUCCUUUCCUCCACAUCAGAUUACUGAGAUUUUUGCGUGUUUUGGGUCAUGGUGACGCUGACGCUAGUGACUGCAUGAAUGACUUACUUGCGCAGGUGGCAACAAAAACGGAGUCUAACAAGAAUGCGGGAAAUGCAAUCCUGUAUGAGUGUGUGGAAACGAUCAUGAACAUUGAAGAUAAUAGUGGUUUGCGUGUACUAGCCAUUAAUAUUCUUGGAAGAUUUUUAUCAAACAGGGACAAUAAUAUAAGAUAUGUUGCCUUAAAUAUGUUGACGAGGGCUAUAAAUUUUGACGCUCAAGCAGUACAGAGGCAUCGAGCGACAAUCUUAGAAUGUGUGAAGGAUUCAGAUGCUUCGAUCAGGAAAAGGGCUCUUGAACUUGUGUAUCUUCUAGUGAAUGAGAGUAAUGUAAAGCCUUUGACAAAAGAGCUAAUUGACUAUUUGGAAGUUAGUGACCUCGAAUUUAAGGAGGAUCUUACAGACAGAGUCUGCUCCAUUGUUGACAAGUUUUCACCAGAUAAGAUUUGGUACAUUGAUCAAAUGCUGAAGGUUCUUUGUGAGCAGGCUGGCAAUUAUGUGAAGGAUGAAGUGUGGCAUGCUCUUAUUGUUGUUAUAAGUAAUGCUGUCAGUCUCCAUGGGUAUACAGUUAGGUCCCUUUACAGAGCUCUUCAAGCAUCAACUGAGCAGGAAACUCUUGUCAAAGUGGCAGUUUGGUGCAUUGGAGAAUAUGGUGAUAUGUUAGUCAACAAUGUUGGGAUGCUAGAGACAGAGGACCCAAUAACUGUAACCGAAUCUGAUGCACUGGAUGCAAUUGAGAAUGCUAUCAAGAGUCACAACUCGGAUGUUACCACUCGUGCUAUGUGUUUGGUUUCUCUGCUGAAGCUUUCUUCCCGAUUUCCUGCCUGUUCCCAGAGGAUAAAGGAUAUACUUGUGCAUUACAAAGGAAGCCUUCUCCUUGAAUUACAGCAGAGAGCUCUCGAGUUUAAUUCAAUUAUUGAAAAACAUCAAAAUAUUAGAUCUGCAUUGUUGGAAAGGAUGCCUGUUUUGGAUGAGGCAACAUACAGUGGAAGGAGGGCUGGCUCUUUGCCAGCAGCAGUUUCUAGUUCCAAUGGUCCUGUCAAUCUUCCAAACGGGGUUUCAAAGCCUGCUGCUCCCCUUGUUGACUUACUUGAUCUAAGCUCGGAUGAUGUUCCUGCACCUAGCUCUUCUGGUGGAGGUGAUUUUCUGCAUGACCUCCUUGGUGUUGAUUUGGCACCAGCACCAUCACAGUCAGGUACUCAAAAGUCAGGAACGGAUGCCCUGUUGGAUCUGCUAUCAAUCGGGAGCCCCCCUGCUAUGAAUAAUUCAUCAACUCCCGACAUUUUGUCUCUAAGCCUAGAAAGCAAAAGUUCCGGAGGACCACUGGAAGGAUUGUCAUCAAUUUCAUCCAUGCCUGCACAAGUCUCUUCUCCUGGUGGAGCUGCUCCUAUUGUGGAUUUAUUAGACGGGUUGUCUUCCACUCAGUCAACAUUAGAGAUCAAUGGUCCGCAAUUUCCAUCAAUGGUUGCAUUUGAGAGCAGCUCCCUGAAAAUGACAUUUGAAUUUUCAAAGUCUGCUGGGAGCCCACAAGUGACGUCAAUCACAGCUACUUUUGCUAAUUUAUCAGCCAACAGUUAUACUGAUUUCCUAUUCCAAGCUGCAGUUCCCAAGUUUCUUCAGCUGCACCUUGAUCCAGCUAGCAGUACUACCCUUCCUGCAAGUGGUGAUGGCUUAAUCAUUCAGACUAUGCGAAUUACAAACAGUCAGCAUGGAAAGAAACCCCUGGCAAUGCGCAUAAGAAUAGGCUACAAGGUAAAUGGUAAAGAUGUUUUGGAAGAAGGGCAAAUCAGUAACUUUCCACGUAAUUUGUGAGGUUCAAUGUUAUUCAAGUGAAGUGCUUAGGCUCAAGAACUUACUGAUUAUAGCAGAUUGACUCCUCAAGUCUUUAGCCUAUCCUGUUAGGGUAAUCUGUUCUUCAAAUUCUUCCAACGAAGACAUAUGGUGGCUCCUUGGUCUCCAAGUUUUAUCAGAAAUGGGUUUGUUCAUUCCUCUUUCCUUUUUCCUUUAUCCAUUUUACCCCAUUUGGUGGGCCAUGUACAUUAUAUUUUGAUUCGUAUGUGUAUCAAAAACGUGGAAAAAUGAAUUUUGGAAAGUUGUCUAGGUUAUAAUGAGAUAUCUAUUUGUUAUAUUGAGGAACUGGCGUUGUUCCAGCUGUUUUUGUUGGGUCUUAUGAACCUCAGAGCUCAGGGCAUAGUUAAGUUGAGUAAGAGGCAGAGAUUUGCGAAAUACUAUAUACUACCUGCAUAGCUUAUGCGAUUCUUUGAUUUGUAAUAUCAUAGCGUGAUUUACUGCAUGAUUUAGUGAUUUCUCAA
Chenopodium quinoa (quinoa) is the source of this 3500-nucleotide messenger RNA. Its product is annotated as AP-1 complex subunit gamma-2-like. The record is from RefSeq and is a predicted model, not a curated record. Gene Ontology annotation, cellular component: membrane coat; Golgi apparatus; AP-1 adaptor complex. Gene Ontology annotation, molecular function: clathrin-cargo adaptor activity. The transcript is spliced from 18 exons. NCBI's taxonomy places the organism in Eukaryota, Viridiplantae, Streptophyta, Magnoliopsida, Caryophyllales, Amaranthaceae. Gene Ontology annotation, biological process: receptor-mediated endocytosis; intracellular protein transport; Golgi to vacuole transport. Bases 376 to 3000 code for a protein of 874 amino acids.